Molecule: messenger RNA, 3234 nt
Organism: Aethalodelphis obliquidens (Pacific white-sided dolphin)
Lineage: Eukaryota; Metazoa; Chordata; Mammalia; Artiodactyla; Delphinidae
Gene: NME9
Product: NME/NM23 family member 9
Exons: 8
Biological process (GO): GTP biosynthetic process; CTP biosynthetic process; UTP biosynthetic process
Molecular function (GO): nucleoside diphosphate kinase activity
Source: RefSeq, a predicted model, not a curated record
AACAGAUGUCCAUCGGAGGGGGUUGGAAUGUGCAGGUAUCGAUUUUGCCUGACGUGCGGGGCGUUGGUGCCUGCUGAGCGCUCCUGCUUCUUGGUCCACGCAGUUGUCGACGUCUACCAAGGCUGGUGCGGCCCCUGCAAGCCUGUGGUGAGCCUCUUCCAGAAGAUGAGGAUCGAGGUCGGCCUGGACCUUCUGCAUUUUGCAUUAGCAGAGGCGGACUGUCUUGAUGUCCUCGAAAAAUACAGAGGGAGGUGCGAGCCGACCUUUCUGUUUUAUGCAGGAGGGGAGCUGGUGGCAUUGGUUAGAGGAGCAAAUGCCCCGCUGCUGCAGAAAACCAUCCGAGAGCAGCUGCAGGCCGAAAAGAUUGUGCUGGCCGAAGGCAGAGAGCGGAGAGUGAUUGAAGAUGAGGCUCUUUCUGAUGAAGAUGAAUGCUUUUCCCACAAAAAGGAAGAUGGUGAUGAUGAGGAUGCGGUGUCAUCAGAGAAGGCCUGCACCUUGGCAGUCAUUAAACCAGAUGCGGUGGUCCAUGGGAAGACGGAUGAGAUUAUCACGAAGAUCCAGGAAGCUGGGUUUGACAUUUUAACAAAUAAAGAGAGAGCCAUGAGAGAAGCAGAAAUGUGACUUUUCUACCAACACAGAGCUGGAGAGGAGGCAUUUAAGAAGCUGGUACAUCACAUGUGCAGUGGACCAAGCCACCUCCUCAACCUCACCAGGACUGAGGGCACCGAGGAAGUGGUCACCGCCUGGCAAACCCUCAUGGGACCCUGUGACCCCGAUGUGGCAAGGAGGGAGCAGCCUGACAGUCUCCGGGCUCAGUAUGGCACAGAAAUGCCCUUUAAUGCAGUCCAUGGAAGCCGGGACUCGGAAGACGCCCGCCGGGAACUGACACUGCUCUUCCCCAGUUUUAAGUUUUCAGACCAGGUUCCGGAAGCCCCUCUGGGUAAGUCAUGCAGGCAGAUCUGGUCUGUAUUAAAUCUGCAGCGGGGAUGGGGGGCGGGUACUGACAGUAACUAUGUGGUAACCAAGUCUUCCGUCUAAUAAGGGCCUGCUGGGGAAACAGGGCCCAUUACAUAACUUUAGCGGAAGUCCUGCUCUAUCGUGUUUUCAGAGUAACAGUUUUGCUUUUUCAUUAGAUUUUUGGCUGCAUUUUUACUUUCAAGUCAAACUCUCGUUACAAAGUUACUUUGCAUUCUCCUGUGGAAACCACCCGGAAAAUGUAACUUUCUGGAAGCCCACUUCCAUGGCAGACGCCAGAUGUUAUUCCCUCACUUUCUCUGUGCUCCAUGUGCCCCAUCAAGCCCUUGGUGGGGUCACCGAGAAGCAGAGAGUUUCACAGAAGGGCCCUCUGCCCAUCGCUGCAAUGGCUCUCAUAUCCCUCAGAGCCCACAUUUUGGGAAAAGCAUGCUGGGUCAUCCCCACCUCCACAUCUGGGUGAGAAACCCACGGGGCUCAGAGUGCACGUGACUCACCCCACUCCACGAGUGGAAGAACCAGACACGGCCCGUGCUGCUCCUGUCACCGUGUUGCACGUCUCUGGGUUGAGCCUGAAGUGAGGUGGAAGGGGCCAGGGGGUGAACAUCCUGGGAAAAGCAAAGGAUGUGAGGGGAGGCAUUCUUGGGAGAAGUCUGCCUGCAGAUCUGAAACGGUAAUAACCCCCGUGUGCCUAAAUGUUUGGGUUUUAACCAGCCGGUUUACCUAAAUGUUUGAAAUGUUCGUCAUGGUCUCUUCAAGAUUUGAAUCCAAUCAAGCAAGAAUAGGUGGUUUGAGGGCGAGGAAAGGAAGGGCGGGAGCUGACCCCUGCUGGCCCUCGUUUAAUCCUGCUGCUGCCUGCUGCCAACUGAGGGACAAGCUGGGAGUGUGAUGGAGUUUAGGGAGCUGAGAAAUCCUGGGAAGUGUGGCUCUGUGUGGACCAGAGACCCAAGUCUGAACAUCCAAGUGCGGGCGAUGGUUCUCCAAAGCCAUCCUCUGUGGGAAGAACUCUCACUCUGGUGUGUUACUGCGAGGACCAGCUUUCCUUUGGGGGCCUGCCCUCAGGGAGAGCCCACGACGUGUUUCCUUAUGUGUCCAGGGUCAUGUGACAUCUUCAUCCUUUUGGGGGGUGACUGGAAACAAGUAGGUAUGACUAUGGGCAAGGAGAGCAAACUGGCUGGGCACCACUCAUCGGGGGGCCAUCGGGGAGAGUGUUGGGAGAUCGUGAGCCUGACUUUUUGGCCUCAGGUGAUAAUGAACAAAGGGAACAAUUCCAGAAGGGUCUGAGCCUAGACCACACCUGGGAGUAAGUGCACAGCCUCGUUGGGGUGUGGUGUUCUGCCCCUUUGUCUGACAUGUAUGUUGUGCCUUCUCAGUUGUCAGGGGCAGAGUGUGCUUUCCAAGUACCCAGCACUUCUUCUGGGCCCUGGAGACAGGAUCCUGGGUUUGAAUCCUGGCUCCACUAUCUGUUAGCUGAAUAGCCUCGGGAAAGUUACUUCCCUUUUUGGACCUCAGUUUCCUCAUUUGUGAAAUGGAGAUAAUGAGAGGCCCAUUAUAGCCCCAUAAUAAUCAUCUUCCUCAGAGGGCUCUUGUGAAGAUGAAAGGAGACAAAGCACGGUGAAGCUCUUAGCCUGGGGCCUGACACACAUCAAGUGCUCAACCAAUGUCACUUGCUCUCCUAAUUUUUUCCGAGUCCCUAACACACCUAUUAGGACCUCUCUCUGCUGCUCCGUCCACCCUAACUUCACCGUCUGUGAUGUACUUAGAUUUCCCCUUUCCGCUGUUCCUUUGUGGACAGUUUGGGGACAGGGCUGCUGUAAGAAGUCCUACAGCAUGCCUGUUGUCCCACAGGCCUCGAGGCCGAAGGAGAGGGCGCCGGUGAGGCGCUGUACUCCCCCGAGGACGUGGACAAGGCGGCCUGCGACCAGGCCGAGGCCGUGAGAUGAAGCGCCAGUGCACUCAUAUCUGCUGCACGUAAGGAAACCUCCAGAACCGAAACUUCCUCUUUUGAGCACCAAUACUUUUUUGGUUUAGUUACCGUUCAUGAAUAAAAAUAAUAGUAUCCACUUUCCUGCCUUAUUAAACAGUACGAAUAUGGAACAUGUACUUUUUUUUGGCCAUCUCUGGGAUUUUAGAAAAUAAAUGGACAUCAGUCCUUGAACUCUGCCGUGAUACAGUGUCAUCUCAGGGGAUACUGAGUUACAGAGGACAGUGUUUCCCAGUAAUAAAUCUACGUUAUGGAUGAAACAAUUUUAGAGCUUAACU